Frankliniella occidentalis (western flower thrips) is the source of this 700-nucleotide messenger RNA. RefSeq names its product ninjurin-1-like. The transcript is spliced from 2 exons. Gene Ontology annotation, biological process: tissue regeneration; cell adhesion. The record is from RefSeq and is a predicted model, not a curated record. Lineage: Eukaryota; Metazoa; Arthropoda; Insecta; Thysanoptera; Thripidae. The annotation marks the transcript as partial. Gene Ontology annotation, cellular component: membrane.
UUUGUCCAGCUGAAAUGCAACUAUCUAAGCGACAACAUUUUCUCGGUUUGCCUGCAGCCUACCAAGCCCUUGGACGCGAACCGGUAUGCCACCAAGAAGACCAUCGCCCAGGGCAUGCUGGACAUCGCGCUGCUCACGGCCAACGCCUCGCAGCUCAAGUACAUCCUGCAGGUCGGGCCGCGCCACGAGUUCUACUCCCUCAUGCUGGGCCUCAUCUCGACCUCCAUGAUCCUGCAGGUGCUCAACGGCAUCCUCAUGAUCGUUCUGAGCGCGUCCUACAACAUCAACAAGUCCCAUCACCACCUGGGCGCGACCAUCAUCAACGACAUUGUGCUGUCCGUCAUCGUCCUCAUCACCGCCGUCAACGUCAUCAUCGGGGUGUUCGACAUGCGCACCCCGGACGAAAUGCCGGAGCACCUCACGACGGAGGCCACGCUCCACGCCCUCGCCUUCCACGACCUGCAGACGUCCUAGGAGUCGAUGACAUCCGUCCAGCCAGUUCGGAUCGCCCCACCCAUAUAGCAACGAUAUUGACAUAUCAGUCAUCAUUUCUGCUCAGUUAUGUGCUCUCUUUGGGUUAGAUUAGAAAAACGGCCGCUUGACUUUAGGAAAUUUUAUUCAAUGGAACAAAACGAGAAGGCAAUAACAGGUAACGUUGAACAGCUGGGUUCAAAAUAACUUGUGUAUAAUAACAUAUAAA